AUGGCAUCUAAAGAAAUGCCUCAUGAGCGAAUGUCAGAAUGGGAGAGUGCUGAACAAGAAGAUGAUUCUAUAAUGGAUUUCGCGGAAGUUGAUUUCUGGCAAGACUCUCUUGGAGCCUGGCUCAAAGAUUGUUGCAUAGGUCCAAAAGCUAUUGUAGAUGAGAAGUUCUGGCGACUUCCGAACAGAAGGAACUUGGAAAUACAAUACAAAGAAAUAUGUGACGGAUUAUUAUUAACCUUACUAUAUAAGGAAAUUGAUCCCAAAAAUGUUUCGUUGAUGGUGGUUGGUGAUAUCGAUUCAACUCGAGAUUUCAGUACCAAACAGCGCAUAUUCUUUUCCCUGUUAGAAGCUAUAAGGAAGUUUUACAAGCAACGAUUGAAUCAGUUAGUUGUUCUAGCUCCGCCAGAUAUUGUUUCAAUUGUACGAUGUAUCACACCCGAUGAAUCAGGAGAAGAGUUGAAAAAGUUUUUACUGCUUCUUCUUGGUUGUGCUGUACAAGGUGAUCGAAAAAAAGAAUUCAUCGAACGUAUUACGCGACUCGGCCCAGAUACGCAAAAAGGAAUAGUUCAUCAUAUUCAGAAGAUAACUGAAGGCACGACAGUGGUUUUACCAUUAUCUACCAGUACUCUCAAUUCAUUGACUAUUGAUCCGAAAGAAGUCGCCCUUCAUUUGGAGAGAGUCAUGAAAGAGAGAGAUAAUCUUGCUCAUCAGCUUCUACACAUGACUCCAGAUAACGAAAGUGACGAAGGAAGUAGCACUACUGCCACUUCCUCGCUAAAUGGGGAUUUGCCCCCUCGUAGAACUUCAGAAAUCCGUUUUGAACGUCGCUCUCCUUCACCAACAGCCUUUGAUCGACAUUCAAAUGUCGAAUUAGCUUCAGUAAAAGCUGAAUUGAGAAAACUACGAAACUUAGCGGAAGAGAAGGAUGAAGAGUUGAAUGAUCUUCGGGACGAACUCGAUGCCAAAGAGUCGGAGUUACUUCGAAUUCAAGAAGAACGACUUGAACUCAUAAAGGAUGCUCGUGCGGCUAAGGAUUUGCGUGACGAGCUUGAUUGCAUUCAACAUAAGUUGAUGAAGCUAGAAAAACUUGAACAAGAAAAUUCAAAGUUGAGAGAAAAAAUAGCUGAACUUGACUACUAUCGUUCACGAACAGAGCAAUUGCUAAGUGAGAAUGAUGCUUUGGAAAAAACGAUGAAUAUGUUGGAAGAUGAAGUUGAUGGAGCUAGAAUCAAAUGCAAAAAUCAACAAGAUGUUGAAAACCGACUAGAAGAAUCUCAAAAGAAUGUCAGAAAUUUACAAGCUGAUAUUAGCGAAAAAAAUUCCAAGAUUGAACAAUUAUUAUUGGAACAAUCACGUCUCGAGAAUGAGCUGAAUCUUCACAACUCAAAGAUUGCUGAGAUGGAAAGAUUCAAUGAUCCUGGAUCGCCAAGAGAAAGUUUUGGAUCUUUAGCUGAUCAAUUAAAUCAGAGUGAUCGUGGAGAGUCAGUGAAGCUUCGCUUAGAAAUUCGGAGAUUGCGAGCACAACUUGAGGACCAAAAAGAUAUCUCGACAAUAUCUGUAUCUUCCGUUGACAUGGAACCUAUUAAUCAAAGGAUAACAGAGAAAUGCCAGAAAAUCGAAGAGCUAAAAGAAGAAAACUCAAUGAUUACCGAACAGCUUCAUGAACUAGAGAAGACAUUGUCGGCAAUCAACAAUGAUUACAAAGAGACAUCCGCCACUUUGGAAUCAGUUCGAAAUGAGAGAGAUGAGGCUGUUAAAAGUCUUCAUGAAGCUCGUCGAAAGUUCACUCAGUUCCAAACGGAGUUUGGUCGCAAAUUCGAACAAGAAUCGGAGUUCAAGAUAAGAGAGAUUGAAGUAGAAUUGCAAGAGCAGAAAUUAAAAUAUAGUUCGGCUGUUGAAGAACAUACCGAAGCUGAGAAACAAUUGGAAAAGCUACGCGAAGAACAACGUUCUCUUAGGAAGACUGUAGAUGAUUUGAAAGAAGAAAAGCAUAAAUGCGAUCUACAAACUUCUCAAUUGGAACGAUCUCUUAAGAACUCUGAAAAUGAGAAAAACGCUCUGAAGGAAAGAACAGAAAAAUUGGAAGAUGAGCUUGAAGUCAUUCGAAUGAGAAUGCUGACCACUGAUGAUGCUGCUAAACGGUUAGAAGUCAGCGAACGUCUGCUUGUUGAACAACAAAAUCGUGUUGGAGAUGUUGAAUCAGAAAACCGAAGCCUUCAACAACAGAUUGAAUUGGAAUCGAAGAAAACGCAAAGACUUCGUGAAGAUCUUAUUGCAGAAAAAGCUCGUCUAGCGGAAAUAAUUGGACGGCUUCGUAGCCUAUGUGCAGCGAUCCAACUGCAUGGAGGCAAACUUGAAACAUCAGAAAUGAGUGAUGAGAAGUUGAUUGAUAACAUUGACGAAGUGUUAAUGGGAGCAUUGUCUGCUGCUAAACGUGAAGCUGAUGCUUUACGUCUUCAACAACAUACUCAAAUAGCGGAGUUAACCGAUUUACGGAGAGACAUUGAGAAGUUAAGGAGAAGUGAAAGUGCUUCCUUGAGCGAAAGUGAUGAUCGUGUCAGAGAACUUUCCAAAGAAAAUGUAUCCAUGAAAGAACAAAUUUUCCUCUUACAAGAAAAGGUUCGGGAGCAACAAAUUGAAAUUUCUUCUAAGAAUAGCCAAGUUAUUGUUGCUAAAAGAGAAAUCGAAGAACUCAAUCGCAAUGCUACAAACGCUACUGCAACCAACACUGAGCUAGCUCGUCUUCAAGUUUCACUCCGAAAUCUGCAGUUACAGGAAGAAUUACAAAAACAAGAUAACGGCGAUCUUCGUUGUCAACUGGAAACAGCUGAGAAAAGUCGUCAGUUAGCCAAAAAAGACGCUGAUUCUCUUGCAACAAUGCAUCAAGCUCUAUUAGGUGAUCAUGAUCGACUACAAAAUCUUCAUGAUCUGCUUACACAUGAUUAUGAGAGAACUAAGCAAGAAAACCAAGACAUGAAAGUUCGAAUGAGAAACCAAAGAUCUGUGCCAGUUGUUAUUCCUACCCGUGAACUUGAUGAGUUAAGAACUAUUUUGGCACAAGAGCGUGCAGCCAAGGAUAAACAGCUUAGAGCUUAUGCUGAUUUGCAUAACGAGCACGGGGCUGUAAAGCGAGAACUAGACAUGCUUAAAAAAGAGAAAGAUAGCUCAAGUCGAAGCUCUGAUUCGCUGAAUAUUGAAAUUCGAAAUUUGAGAAUAAAUGAGCAAGCCAGUCGAACAACAAUUAAGGAAUUGAGUGUUACUGUGGAUGAUUUGUCAAAAUCAUUGCAGAACAAAGAUAUUGAAAUCUCCAAAUUACAUAACCGUGUAGAGAUGCUUACUCAAUUAAACAGAACGUACGAUGAGGAAAGCAAAAAUCUUGCUCGCCAGGUGGAAAUGUUAUUGCAGCAGAACAAAGAGCUCCUUCAUAGAGCACUAAACGAUAAGGAUAUGUAUCACCAGGAGCAGAAGGAAUCCCAGGAGAGAUUAGUUGCUUUGAGAAGACACAAAGAAAAGUUAGAGGAAAAGAUCAUGGAUCAGUACAGAUCCAUGGAGAACAAACGGUUCCCUGAAAGAAAACAAGCGCUGGUCAAGAGAGCAGCCAAAGCACUCAUCAAUCGGCGGAGGCCCUCGCAGCCAUCUUCCAACGGUUCGACAACUGAAGACAGCUCGAACUAUUCAGCUGAUGAAGCUUCUAACAAUGCAAAUGGCGUUGAUGAUCUUGACAUCUUUCCCCCUACUUGCUCCUCAUCCGAUGAUGUUGACCGUACCUCUCCCCGUUAUGAAGUUAUAACCACAACUAAAGAUUCUCCUGGAUUUCCCAGCUUCAAUCCAGCCUUACGUAAUCGAAAUGAUAUCAUUGGAGGAUCAGUUCGAGUUUAUUCUAAUAAUCGGCGGCCCAUUGUCUCAUCAGGAUCUUUAGAACGGAACGGAUCAGAACGACCUGUUGACGUUCCUUCGUAUCUGCCUCCCAGGGCGCCUGUUCGUAAUUCUUCUGUUACGGCUUCUCUUCGUGCCAGACCACCUCCACCACCAUACCCCAAGACUAAGCCACCUCCACCAUAUCAACGAUGCUCCACCCCCAACGAUAAUUGUGCUACACCUGUUGAGUCUUCUCCUGUUUUUUUUGCUCCCAAAUGCUCAUCCACUCCUAAGAGUAAAAACGCUGAAGAUCGGCUUGUUGUAGGGGAAGGUGAAAAGAGGGACUUUGUCCGAGAAAAGGAAGAACGUGUGGAUAAAGCUAUGUCCAUAUAUGAGAAUGUUAAUUCAACUGAAGCGAAAGCAACUCCUGCCGAAAGCACUGUUUGGCCUUCGACUUUCUCGCCGUGUCCUCAUCCUCAUAGAAGAUUGACCCCUCUGCAGCGUAAAACAUAA
Messenger RNA from Auanema sp. JU1783, 4371 nucleotides. NCBI's taxonomy places the organism in Eukaryota, Metazoa, Nematoda, Chromadorea, Rhabditida, Rhabditidae. The record is from the annotation of a GenBank genome assembly.